AUGGUGCUGCAGUGGAAGGAGUUUGGAAAUGUCAUGCUGUUUGACCCCAGGAUGAAUGGGCAGGCUGACGAGGAUGGUCAAGCUGAUGUGUUUAUACUCAUUAGAACUGAGAGGAAUGAGAAGGAAUUGUUUAAGCCUUGUUGGGUGUUAACAUAUGCUGAAAGGAUGUUACCUCUUACGGGAGAGUCAGGAACUCUGGGGAACCGUUUCCAAAUAAGCAUCUUCCCGUUUCAGCAGGAGAUGAAGAGGAAUUUCACCUCCCGAACCGCCACCACCCAGACUGAGGAACCAGACAGCCGUAAACAAAGUGCAAACCAGAAGGUAGCGGACAAGCCCAACACUGGCAAGAAACAGGAAGAGAGUAAAGAGCAAGGCCCGUUCUUCUACAUCGGAGGCACUAAUGGAGCUUCACUAAUUGCAGACUUCUGCAGUAACAAGGGGUGGAAACAAAUCUCGGACAACAAUCGAGAUGACUACUACUUUAAAUGGUCCGAUAUUAACCCACUGGCCAACCACAAGUUCCAUGAAGGUAAACAGUUGCUGAACCAAAUCCCAAACAACAAAGUUCUGACCAGCAAGUUUGGCCUCUGCUCUUCCCUCAAGGACAAUGAGCGUAUAAUGAAUAAGUAUGGCAGAAUCAUGUUUUCAAAAUUCAUGAAACUGGAACAGUUUUACCCUGAGACUUACCGAAUGGAUAUAAAAAGUGAACGCUACACUUUCUACCGAGCCUUCCAAAGUGGGCAGAUUUGGAUAUCCAAACCUGCUGAAUCGUCCCAAGGGAAAGGAAUCUUCCUUUUGAAGACUCAUGAUGACGUAAAAGCAUUUCUUAAAAAAUUGGAAAGUGUGGAGGAGAAUCCCUAUAUCCGAAUGUGUUUCUGCAACUCCCCUAUCAAUAGAAUCGUGCAAAGAUAUGUUGACGACCCCUUGCUCCUUGAGGGGAGGAAGUUUGACGUUCGUUCCUACUUCCUGAUCGCCUGCACCUCACCCUAUAUGACCUUCUUUCGCCAUGGUUACAUCAAACUGACCUGUAAUGAGUACAAUCCAGAUUCGGACGAUCUGACGGAUCACCUGACCAAUCAGUUCAUCCAGAAAAAGAACGCCAAGUAUAGUGAGAUGAAGGAGGACACGAUCUGGUCCAUGGAACACCUGAACGACUACAUCAAUGAGAAGUACAUGGAGGCAAAACGACUCCCGAAGGACUGGGUCUUCACUGUCUUCACGAAAAGAAUGCAGCAAAUCAUCACACAAUGCUUCAUUGCAAGCAAAGCCCGGCUGGCUAGUAAACUGGGCUACUUUGACCUGCUGGGUUGUGACAUUAUGAUUGAUCAGAAUUUCAAGGUCUGGUUGCUGGAGAUGAACUCAAACCCAUCUUUGCAGAGAAACUGUGAGAUCCUCAAAACUGUCAUCCCCAAAGUAAUGAAUGAAGCUCUUGAUUUGGUGCUUGAAAUAUUCAGAAAAUCUUCCAAUGGAAUGUGUAUCUUGCCACUUGACACACAGAAAGAAUUUGUCCUGUUGUAUAACGGCUCCCCCAAGGAGCCAUUUCUGAAAUCAUUUAAAGACAAGCUAGAAUACAAGAUAUCAGAAAGAGCAACAAUUCUGAAACGUCCUCAGCAUUCCGAGAACAGACCACAGCUAAAAGUUGUGACGAGCAUAGAGUUGAUGACAACAACGGAUCCUAUCUCAAUUCAGACAAGACUUGUACCCAAUUUUACCUCACUGAUCCAUCAAGGGCAAUUGCCACAACAUUUGCGUUCUGCCAGGAAUAGAAGCAACAGUGACGUCCCGUCUCGUGAUCACCAAGCCGGAGCCUCCUCAGAUGAACAGAGUCAGCAGAAGCCGCUCCAGAGUUAGGUCUAUCCAAGCGGAGGACAAUGGCUCCACAGUUAGGGCCAGCAGGCAUUAAGCAACAUUCUGCUGGCCCUCACCUGCGUAAGAGUCUGCAGGACAACCUCCUCACGUUUAACGCUUCCUUUCAUCUCUGAUCAUCACCAGGAACCAGCUUAGUUCCAAGAAGGUCGUACCAAAAGGAACGGAGAUGAAGAUUGACUCUAAAGCAUCCACACGUGACCUGGCACUGUCAACAAUGGCAGGGAGUGCUCUUUUUACAGUAAUGUCGAAAUUAAAAUCAAAUGUUUUCAUAAAAUGUUCUGAAUGUUUAAUUAGCUUUGCCAGAGGUGAGUCAUAGACUAUUCCAUGUUUGACAAUGUGAAGUUAAAAUAUCCUUUGGGUGCAUUAGUUACUCAUUUAUAAUGAAUAAAAGUGGUGUUUG
Amblyraja radiata (thorny skate) is the source of this 2269-nucleotide messenger RNA. Its product is annotated as protein polyglycylase TTLL10-like. Lineage: Eukaryota; Metazoa; Chordata; Chondrichthyes; Rajiformes; Rajidae. Gene Ontology annotation, molecular function: protein-glycine ligase activity, elongating. The record is from RefSeq and is a predicted model, not a curated record. Bases 1 to 1851 code for a protein of 616 amino acids. Gene Ontology annotation, biological process: protein polyglycylation. The transcript has 11 exons.